This is a messenger RNA of Corvus hawaiiensis (hawaiian crow), 6331 nucleotides long. RefSeq names its product holocarboxylase synthetase (gene HLCS). Gene Ontology annotation, biological process: protein modification process. Gene Ontology annotation, molecular function: biotin--[biotin carboxyl-carrier protein] ligase activity. The record is from RefSeq and is a predicted model, not a curated record. Lineage: Eukaryota; Metazoa; Chordata; Aves; Passeriformes; Corvidae. The transcript is spliced from 11 exons. Bases 14 to 2608 code for a protein of 864 amino acids. Gene Ontology annotation, cellular component: cytoplasm.
CCGCGCGCCCGCCAUGCUGAUCACGCUGUGCUAUCUGUACCUGUGGGCGCGCUGGGGGCCGCGCUCGGCCGCGCUCGUCCGCAGCACCGUGCGGAGGCUGCACCGCUCCCGCUGCUCCUUCACCUUCUGCGCCCGCCAGCCGCACCCCGAGGAGCGCGUCUGCCUCCGCGUCGGCGGAAAGGUGUUCUGCACCGGCGAGGCGCAGUUCCUUGAUGACUUAAACAGGUGGAGUGUGCUUCUCAUUUCUCCUUUUAUUUACCCUGAGAAGUUGCUCACAGCAGAACACAUAGCUUUUGUGACAGAAAGCAUUUCUGCUCAGACAGAGAACGUGCAGAAAGGACCUGAUUCUUCGAAGGAGAUUGUGAAGUGGUCAGACUUUUGUUCACCCUUGGCCUAUAAACCUGGUGAACCUUUUAAGUUAAUUGCUGAAGCAAGUGUAGAUAAUUUCAGUAGCCUUGGAAUAGCCUUCCUGGAAGACAGGCUGCAGAUGGAUAACGGGAUGGUGCCACACAGGAUUGUUUCUGUCUAUUUACAGGAAUCUGCUCUGAAGGAGUUGGCCCAGGAGGCACCAUCCGUGAAAGAGCAAAGUGCAGACAUGGAUGCAGUAACUCCUGCUGGGAAAUCAGGAUUAGGACGAGGUGAGGAGGAGAAAUCCAAGCUGGAGGAAGGAAGGGAGCAUGAGGAUGAAGUCACCAGCCGGUGUGACAAGGAGCCAGGAGCUGGGGAACAUCACCACUUGCACCUUUCCAGCUGCCACGAGUGUCUGCAGCUUGAAAACAGCACCAUCGAAUCCGUGAAAUUCGCCUCUGCAGAAAACAUUCCAGAGCUUCCUGAUGAUUGCAGCAGCAAACUGGAGGAGAAGGAGGAUGAAUGUCUGGAAAAAGGAAUAAAGAGGGUAAACCUUGCUGGAAAACCCCCUAAUAUAUUGAUCUACCUGGGCUCUGAGACUGCCAAAGAGAGGUUUGAGCAGGUGAAAUCAGUCCUCAGGGAAUGCAUCGAUGCUGAGAGCUACACCAUCUACCAGCUGCAGCAGGAGCAAGUGCUCAAAGAUCCCUGGAUUGAGAACUCCCUGCUGCUGGUCAUUGCCACAGAGGAGCCCAUUCCUGAGGGGAGCCACAAGCAAUUUAUGAAAUUUUUGUCUAAAGGGGGGAAGAUUCUUGGGUUUUCUUCGUCCUUCACCUUUGGGGGCAUGCAGAUAAAGCGCAAAAACAAACUGAGGAAGGCUGUGCAUGAGCUGGUGGUCUCUAAAAAGGACAGCCCUGAGGUGAAGUUGAACCUGCUGGUCAGUGGCUGUGUUUUUGAGCAAGGGAUGAAGGAAGAUGCCAGCAGAGUGAAGACAUUGAGUCGAUUAAACAAUGCUGAUGAAGACACAGUUAUUGUGCAUCUGACUUAUGGGAGCAGUGGAGGAGAAGCCGUCCUUUCCCAGGCCCACUUGGAACUGGACAGCAAUUCCAUGGAUGUGCAAACUGAAGAGGAUUUUAAUUUGCUCAAGAUGAGCAAUUCCAAGAGAUACGAUGUUCUCAAGGAGAUCCUGACAUCCCUUGGGCUGAGAUGUGAACUGAGUGAAAUUCCUGUGUUAGCACCCAUUUUCCUGCUCUCUCCAGAUGAGGAAAUCCAUCUUGCUUUCCUGAAAUGGCUGGAGGGAAACGUGGAUGCUGAGGGAUUAAGGGCAUCCAGCAAGGUGUCUCUGAAAUUUGUUUCGUCCUGUGAGUCCAAAGUGGAAGUGACUCCGUCCCUGAUGCCAGUGGUCACGGAGGUGGGAAGUUUCUCCUCAGAACAUUUCAGCCUGAAGACCUAUCAGGAGCAUCUCCAAACCAAGAAGCUGGGAAAGAUCCUUCUUUUCACUGAGGUGACCACGACAACCAUGGAUCUUCUGGAUGGGUUAAUGUUCGAGUUGCCUGAGGAGAUGGGUUUAAUAGCGGUGGCUGUUCGACAAACACAAGGGAAAGGUCGUGGUGGAAAUGUUUGGCUCAGUCCCGUGGGCUGUGCCCUGUCCACUCUGCACAUCUCCAUCCCUCUACAUUCCAACCUAGGCCAGAGAAUUCCUUUUAUCCAACACCUGGUGUCCUUGGCAGUGGUAGAGGCAGUCAGGUCAAUACCAGGAUAUGAGGACAUUGAGCUGCGAGUUAAGUGGCCAAAUGAUAUUUACUACAGUGAUCUGAUGAAGCUCGGUGGAGUUCUGGUCAACUCAACACUCGUUGAAACAACGUUUCAUAUUCUCAUUGGCUUUGGCUUUAAUGUGAAUAACAGCAACCCCACCAUCUGCAUCAAUGAUCUCAUUGCAAAGUUUAACAAGGAAGAGGGGACAGAGCUGAAGCCUCUGAGUGCAGACUGUCUCAUUGCAAGGACUGUGACUGUGCUGGAGAGGCUCAUAGAGAUUUUUCAGGAGAAGGGGCCCAAUGGAGUUCUUCCCCAGUACUACAAGUAUUGGAUACACAGCGGGAAGCAGGUCCGUCUCCGCGGUGAGGAGGGCCCGCUUGCCUGGAUCGUUGGGAUAGAUGACUAUGGAUACCUCCAGGUGCAUGAGGAGGGCAAGGGCGUCGAGUCUGUGCACCCAGAUGGCAACUCCUUUGACAUGCUGAGGAACCUCAUUGUCCCCAAGCACUGACAGCCCUCAGGGAGCUCUUUAGUACUGGGCACCGUCACCUAAGCCUGUGCAAGGCGGGAAGGGUCACUGAAAGUUUCAUUUUUUCCUUCUGAUUUUCUGCUGUCUCUGUGUUUGCCAUGGAUAACUUCAGCAACUGAAAAGAGGUUGUGGUCUCGUAGCUAAAGGCCUUUGUUCUUUUUAUUAACCUUAAAGCACACCUAUGUUGGCAUUCUUUGUAAGGAUCUUUGAGAGGAGUCUGACUGCAAAGGAGUAUUUGUAGUGAACAGAACUUUCUCUUCAUUUACACCCUGUAAAUGGAGAGACAGAAGUGGAUAAAUAUUUCCUUUUUUUUUGUUUCUGUGGUUUUAUGAUACUUUAGCACAAUGCAGGACAAUAUUUACUUUUUCACUUCAGUUUUUUUUUAACUGAAUCCUGCUUUUUGUGUUGUCUGCACUAAAACCAGCUGGAACAUCACAUACUCCUGAAUUGCUGGGAUCACCACUGUGCUUAACUCCAGGUCUAAGUGAAGAUCCUUGCUGAUUUGGUUCUUCUCUCUGUAGACCUCUACAAUAAUUUACCAACCUGUGCUUUGAUCUCAGGUCUGCAACUCUUAAUGGCUGCCUUGAGUUUUUGGGAGAGUGUUCCAUCAGCACUUAGGAGCUUGGUUAUCCAAGUGACUUGCUCUCCUUAGGCAGUUGGAUCUGAGUAAAUCAUCUCACCUGUCCUUUAAAUCAUGGUUUUCCACGAGGUUUCAGCCCCUGGAAGAAAAGCCCACUGGAGCAGUGUCACACCCAAGUUAUUGCAGAAUCCCAUUAUCAGGGGAGGGAACCUCUAAUUAAUUUAGAAUUUAGUGGUAAUUAUAUUAUGAUCUCAGUGAAGUUAAGUGAAUGAAUAAAUAAAGAGAAUAAAUGAAAUUCCCUGCUGCAAACAAGUACUCCAGUGAAAAAGAGAAAUCCCACCGUUCCCCCAUGUCCAAAUUCUCUUCCAUAGUUCUGUUGUCACCCCCUUUCCCAAGCCGCUGUCUGGAUUUGCUGCUAAGCACUAAAAGCAAGAGCUUUAACACCUGCUGACUUGAAAGCAGCUCAUUUUGGGGCUGCCUGCACAUUUCCAGGUGGGGGAACAGCCUGGGAAUUCUGGAGCAGCCACGUGGGAGCUCCGGUGCCUCGGCGGGGUUUUCUCCCAAGGAGACUUGGCCACCACAGCUCCCCAGACAAUUCUGUGCUAAGCAGGUUUGUCCCAGGUGUGAUGUGGCUGCCUUCUUUUCUUUUUUUUCAUGGAGAAUCAGCCGAAUUGGUUUCCAGAGAGGAAACUACUGUCUGCCAGCCAGAAAUGGGGUUUUUAGGUUAAAGUUCACCUCAUAAACAAUCCAAACAUUUUAGGUUGUUUCAGCUACAAAGCCCAGAAGUCUUAAAAGAAGGAAACUUGUCUGUAAUGGCAAUUUUGACCAAUCCUCACUUAUUAGGGUUUAGGUGGUUUGGCAGCAAGAGUAGAAAUUAAGUUGUCCCUGUUACAUUUAGGGUUUCAUGCUCCAUCUCACAGAUUUGUCCUGAUUGUCCAUACCCUGCUGGGGUUUUUUUCUCCCGUGAUCCAAAUCAUGUGAAGCUGCACACCAGCAUCUCCUAGAACUGCACAGCCAGCUGUUAAUUGCCAUAAUUAAAUUUAUACACCAACGUUGGCUUUUUUCACACCAGAUGCUUUCAAAACUGCUUCGGGCUGAGAACGUUUGGCAGCUACCUUUGAUUUCAGAAUUCAAUAUCGAUGCCUGUUGUAAUCAACUGAAACUCCAGCCUGGCUUAACAAAGCUUCAAUAAAGAGAAGAACCCAUAUAUUUAUAUAGAGAUCUAUAAAAAAUGGGUGUGCACGUGCACACUCACAUCUUCCUGGUGCAUCCUCACUUAUUUUCUGCCUUUUCCUUCACGAGCAACCUGUGCUGCUGCAGGACAGCUGAGGACAGCAGAGCUCUGGUGCCGCUUUUCCAACCACAGAGUGCUACAAAACUUCACCUUAACCCAGAAUUUGUAGCUAAAACUGUCUCAGCUUUAGAAUUUGCCUGGAGGGAUUGAACAACCAGGUCAUGCCUCAGGCUGGGACUUGAGUGGCUUCUUUAAAACACAUCCUCCCUUCACCAGGGACAAAGACAAAGAUGGGGAAAAGGAUAAAACAUGGGAAUUUCAGAAGGGCAGAAUGGACUUGCAAAGCUUCAGUGGCUGAGCAGCAGCAGAGGGAUUUUUUAAUAGCAAAAUGCUGCCACAUUUCCUGGUUGCUGUUGUUUAGGAUUCCUUUGUAGCUGCCUUAAUGAUGAGCUGGUUCUGUUCUCACCUGGAGUUGUCAGGUUAUUCCCAAAAUUUUUGCACUGGGGAGAAAUUUAGCGUGGAAUUUCCUUCCCACAAGGGAGAACUCCCCAAACCUGCAUGUGCCAGAGCACAGGGGGUGCUGUGGGAACCACUUUGCCUUUUCAGUGGCCUCUUCUGCUGUCUCAGGCUUCCAGCCUGGGUUUGGAGGAAGGGUUUGUUGCUUUCCCUUUGGAAGAACCAAAGACAAGGAGAAUUCCCAUGGGACAAAGAGCAGCUGGAUAAAGUCCUUGUGGAUGAGUCCUUGGAGAAGCCCCUGACCUCUGUCAGGUAGAUGGGAAGCACAGGAGUCUGACUCUUCCUCUGCCAAACUCGGCACGCCCACAAAGCCACAACAUUUUUGCAGGAAAAUCCUUGUUUUUCUUGUUCUUUAUGUGUGACAGACAAAUGUGGUGUGGGGUGUCCCUGGAUGUGGGGAUGGAGAGAUCCAGACAACUCCAGGCCCGGGAAUAAUGCACUGAAAAUGUUUCAUUUCAUUCAGCUGUCUGGAUUAGUAAAACACCUCUUCCAUUGUGAGGCUGAGGUCAUAUCUUAAACUAUUUUCUUGAUGAAGUGCUUUCAAAAAACCCAUUUAUUACGCUGUCCAUAUUUCUGUGACUUCAUUUUUUUCCUGCUGGCCUCUGCUAGAACAUUUCUCAUGGUGAAAACAUUUGUGGGGGUUGUUUAUUGAUAGGAAAACCUCUGGGUGUGUUGGCACGUGUGCAUGUUCAGGGUGGGUCGUGCCCAGUCAGCAACAAAGCUGCUUCCAAAGAUUUGAAAAAGUAAUAAUGUACUUCACAUUUCAGAGCUCAGGCAGCACAUCUCGCUUCUAGUAAAGGUUUUAUAAGACUUCAGAGGGUUUGUUUUUUUUAAAUAUAUCCAGCAAAUCAAGGGCUAUUACCUGGAAAUAAUAUUAAAGCAUUUAAUUCUUUCUGCUGCUGCUUCACUGGACAAAAAUUCAUUUCUCCACUUUCUCUGAUUCAGCUGCAUCAGCAGCCUAAAAAAAAAAUUGCUUUUUGCAACUCCUUGGGAGCUCUCUCUAAUCAAAAUAUCUGUCAUGGGCAAGAUUUGUGCUGCUUCCUGGGGGUGACUUGGUUUGAUAAGAGCAUUUGCAUGUGUAAGUGGUGCUGGGAAUGCACUGCCUUGGUCAGACACCAAAGAAAUUAAAUCUGGGCCCAGGAAAGAGCAGAGGUCAAAAAAUGAUGGAGAAAAGAGAACUGCAGGGAAGAAUUGUCAAGUAUUGAGUAUCUCAUUAGUGAUUCUGUGUUAUUUGCAUCCUCCAAGUGUCUUCAUUUAAAAGGCAACGUGGCAAAAAUACAAUAAAUUGAGAAAAAAAUCUGUGUGUUUUCUAGGACAUUAAUUGUCAAUUAUGGAACAUGGGACUGCUGAAAUAAAUUUUCAAAUCUGAACCAUU